GAACCUUCGGAGAAGGUCCGGGAGCAGCUGGCCGAGGCGGAGCUGCGGAAACUGAGGCAGCAGUUUCGGAAGAUGGUAGAGAGCCAGAAAUCCUACAACUUCCGCAACCAGCGCAAGAUGGCGAGACAGCACAAGGAAAUCCAGAGCCUGAAAGCAGAGAAGGAGGACACCACACUGCUUCUGAGUCUCAUGAAGUCUGCAAAGAACGUGGAUCUGGACCAGAAAAACUACAUGGAGCUGCGCUUCCUGCUUCAGACCAAGGAGGACUACGAAAAGCUCAUCCUCUCCAUGAAGAUGCUACUGGCCGAGCUUGAUGACAAGAUUAAUCAGAUGGAAAAGAAAAUCUCAGUCCAAAAACAGAUCUUCGUGAAAGCACAGGAAGCCAAUAACCCCCCGAAGCUGCAGAAGCAGAUCCAAAUUUUGGAGACCCGGUUGAACCUGGUGACUGUCCACUUUGACAAGAUGCUGACCACCAAUGCCCAACUCCGGAAGGAGAUCGAGGACCUGCGCUUUGAGAAGGCCGCCUAUGACAAUGUCUACCAGCAGCUCCAACAGCGCCUUCAGGUGCAGAAGAAGACCAUGACUGAGGCCAUUGAGCUGUCUGCGCAGGCCUACGAGCAGAGGGUGGAGGCCAUGGCUCGAAUGGCUGCCAUGAAGGACCGCCAGCAGAAGGACAUCUCUCAGUACAACCUAGAGAUCCGAGAGCUGGAGCGUCUGUACGCCCACGAGACCAAGCUGAAGUCCUUCCUGCUUGUCAAGCUCAACGACCGCUCGGAGUUCGAGGAGCAAGCCAAGAGAGAGGAAGCUCUGAAGGUGAAGAAGCACGGGAAGAAGAACAAGGGCGAGAGCUUCCAGAGCUACGAGGUGGCUCACCUGCGCCUGCUGAAGCUGGCCGAGCAUGGGAACCUGACCAAGCUCACCGAGGAGUUCCUGGCCAAAGAGGACAACAACUUUGCGCGCUUCACCUACGUCACUGAGCUCAACAACGACAUGGAAACGAUGCACAAGAAGACGCAGAGGGUCCAGGAUGACAUCAUCCUUCUGCGAUCGCAGCAGCAGUCCAUCCAUGAUGACACCCGGAGCAUCCUGAAGCAGAUGGAGGAGAAGCUGAAGAAGACCACAGAGGAGGCCGAUAUGUACGAGAAGAAAUGCGAGGAGAUGAACAAGACCUUGGAGCACCUCAAGAGCUUAGUGGAGAGGCUGUUUAAGAAGAUCAACUGUGAUGCCACCAAGAUCCUGGUGCAGCUCGGGGAGACCGGGAGCAUCACCGACACCAACCUCCUGAAGUAUUUCGCCAUCAUAGAGGAGAAGACCAACGACCUCCUGCUGUUGGAGACCUACCGGCGCCUACAGGAGGCGGAGACCUCAAUGGCUGAGGUCCGUAUGCCCUUUGACAACCCCUUCUGGGGCGGCUCUGCACUCCUCAAGCCCCCAGAGCCCAUGAGGAUUGUGCCCCCUGCGAUUGGCACUGAGCCCUUAAUCGACAAACUGGAUGACUUUGAUCAGCCCUUGGACCAUGAUUCCCUCCGGCAGCUGGUGCUGGACAAUUACUUCCUGAAGGAGGCACGCGGCAGGGAUCUGGGCAGCCUGACAGAGAAGGGAGACGAGCCGAGGUCCAAGAAGAAGGCGACGCUCUGA
Molecule: messenger RNA, 1638 nt
Organism: Jaculus jaculus (lesser Egyptian jerboa)
Lineage: Eukaryota; Metazoa; Chordata; Mammalia; Rodentia; Dipodidae
Gene: Ccdc63
Product: coiled-coil domain containing 63
Exons: 10
Coding region: 73-1638 (521 amino acids)
Biological process (GO): cilium movement; outer dynein arm assembly
Cellular component (GO): axoneme
Source: RefSeq, a predicted model, not a curated record